This is a messenger RNA of Micropterus dolomieu (smallmouth bass), 911 nucleotides long. It is a transcript of the gene myoz1b, whose product is annotated as myozenin 1b. Gene Ontology annotation, cellular component: actin cytoskeleton; Z disc. The coding region runs from base 108 to 839 and encodes 243 amino acids. The transcript is spliced from 6 exons. The record is from RefSeq and is a predicted model, not a curated record. Gene Ontology annotation, molecular function: telethonin binding; actin binding; FATZ binding. Lineage: Eukaryota; Metazoa; Chordata; Actinopteri; Centrarchiformes; Centrarchidae.
AAUGCUGCACUGCUGUACAAACUAGUUGCUAAAUUUGUCUGCUGUAUGGUGAAGAAUACAGUAGGUUCAUCGGAGCAUCUUCACUGAAAACAGCCACCUGCUGCGCCAUGCCUCUAAAAACAACUCCUGCCCCUUCUAACAAGAGGAAGGCCAACAAGAUCAUCACUGACCUGUCCAACAUCAGCCAGAAUGAUGAUAAUUCAGACCCCGAGGCCUCUGAGCUCGACCUGGGCACCAAGAUCAAGACGCCCAAGGAUGUGAUGCUGGAGGAGCUCUCCCUGCUCAAAAACAAGGGCUCCAAGAUGUUCAAGAUGAGGCAGCAGAGAGUUGAGAAGUUCAUUGUGACCAACGAGAACACGCAGAACCUCCAGAACCUGUUGAUGUCCCCUCCCCCUAUUCCACCAAAGCCUGAGGUGUCAGUGGAAGAAGUGUUGGAUGUGGAGGCAGAAAAAGACAAGAUGAAGGAAAACUAUGUACGCACCUAUGUAUCGCCCUGGGAACAUGCCAUGAAGGGCAACGAGGACCUGGCGGCAACCAUGAAAGCCACUAUGCCGGGACCCAUCCAAACGCACCCAGAACUGCCUCUGUACAAGAGCUUCAACAGGACGGCGUUGCCAUUUGGCGGCUUUGACAAGGUGCCCAAGACGCUGACCUUCGAACUCCCACAGCUCAACGCUGCUACAGAGGAGCCGGAGCCUAUACCCACCCUGCAGGCUGACAUCCGCUCACGCCCCUCAUUCAACCGCACGCCCAUCGGCUGGGUCUGCAGUGAGGACAACUCAUACAUCCACAUGGACCUGGAAAACGUCCCCUUCGACGGAGAGACAGAUGACCUGUGAACACGCAUGCACACACAAGCAUAUUUAUAGUACAUGUAUCCUGAAACACCCACACAUCGAAGUACAUGCACU